Molecule: messenger RNA, 367 nt
Organism: Saprolegnia diclina VS20
Lineage: Eukaryota; Oomycota; Saprolegniomycetes; Saprolegniales; Saprolegniaceae
Exons: 2
Source: RefSeq, a predicted model, not a curated record
CACCAACGAAGAGCUCAGCAUGCCCGUUUCACUUGAGGUCUCUCGUGAUCCAGCGCCAGACUCGCGCCAGACAGAGCACACAGCCGGUCCCAACCCACAGCCAGGAGACCAUCUCUUAGGCCCGAGCAGUGGCACCUUGACGCCUCGUGCGCUUGCAGAGACGUUCCCUACCUUGAAGGUGCUCGUCUAUACCGAGCACCCAAGGCGUGACAUGGUCACGGCCCUGGCGCCGCCGUCCGAGGCGUUCAAAAGCGGUCUUGUCGGUGGCUUCUUGCACGGCUUGAGCCUCGUCGAAGCAAGCCUGGUCGUCGACGCCACGGGCAAGAUCGUCUCGAUUCCGAUCGACGCUAUUGGCACAGCGCAGUGC